Cebus imitator (Panamanian white-faced capuchin) is the source of this 731-nucleotide messenger RNA. Its product is annotated as golgin subfamily A member 6-like protein 1. Bases 213 to 731 code for a protein of 172 amino acids. Lineage: Eukaryota; Metazoa; Chordata; Mammalia; Primates; Cebidae. Gene Ontology annotation, cellular component: Golgi cisterna membrane; Golgi cis cisterna; Golgi apparatus. The transcript has 5 exons. The record is from RefSeq and is a predicted model, not a curated record. Gene Ontology annotation, biological process: spindle assembly; Golgi organization.
GGUCAUAGAGGUUUGCAUGUGUGCCCAGCAAAGCUCUAGUGCCGGCUGUGCCACUGACUCAUGGGGUAGCCUCAGGCAACUCAUGUCUUCUCUCUGGCCUGCCACCUGUGACUUUUAAUUCCUGGGGUCCCUUUCAAUGCCACGGUUCUGUGGUGGUUGUGGGGUGAGGGUAGAGGAUUGAUCAGCAAAGCGGUCCUUUCUGUUCUUCGUUCAUGCCUUUCUCUACUGCCUCUGGCCAUAGUAUAAUCAAUGAGGAGCUGCAGAGGAAGAACACCAAGCUGGAAGAACAACUUAGACUCCUACAGUCCGAAAAGUCCAGCAUCCAGCUCAAUGUGCAGGAGCUACAAAGAAAGCUGGCUAGGGCCAAGCUCCUGCUGCCACAGCAGCAGCUACAGGAGGAGGCCACGCACCUGAGGCAGGAGGUUGAGAGACUGGCAGGAGAACUCCAAACCCAGCUGGAUAAAAAUAAAUGCUGGAGGCACCUGUGCCAGGAGCAGGAGCACAAGAUGCUGGAGCAGCAGGAGAAGAUCCGGGAGCAGGAGGAGCACGCGGAAGCUGUCAUCCAGAACCAGCACCUACAGGCGCAGUUCAGCCUCAUGGCUCUCCCUCGGGAAGGAGAUGGACAGGACAGGGAGGAGGAGGAGGUGCUUCGGCCCAUGAGCAGCAUCCCGGAAGACCUGGAGAGCCGAGAGGCCGUGACACCCUUAUGCUCUUGGUUUCCUGCCUUCUGA